Messenger RNA from Adineta ricciae, 447 nucleotides. NCBI's taxonomy places the organism in Eukaryota, Metazoa, Rotifera, Eurotatoria, Adinetida, Adinetidae. The record is from the annotation of a GenBank genome assembly.
AUGCGUGUACUCAUUUUCGGCUCAACUGGCCUUGCUGGUCGUUAUAUCUUGGCAGAAUUAUUGGCACAAAAUCAUGAUGUGAUCGUAUUUGUUCGGUCCCGAAACCGGAUCGAUUCAAAACUUUUAUCUUCAUCAAAACUAACCAUUGUUGAAGGUGAUGGACUGAGCGAAUCAGAUAUAAAACAUGCAUUUACAGUGGCUCAAACAGAUAGAAAUCUCGAUGCAAUUAUUUCGAGUAUAAAUGAAGGUCUUGAAAUCAAAUUACAUUUACAAUCAAAAUGCUCUCGUCUUAUUCUUAAUGAAAUCGAUCGUUGUACUAAUAAAAAGCCUCGCUUUAUAGUAUUUGCUGGCGCUGGUUUGCUUGAUGUACCUAUCGAAGGUGACAAUCAUUCAACUGAAAUCAAAACGCAAUUUUGGAAAUAUAGUUCAGAAUAUCCGACUAUGUAG